Messenger RNA from Staurois parvus, 334 nucleotides. The record is from the annotation of a GenBank genome assembly. NCBI's taxonomy places the organism in Eukaryota, Metazoa, Chordata, Amphibia, Anura, Ranidae.
UAAUAACAGAAAUCCCCAAAUGGCCCGGAUCAGAAGUCUCCGCCCCCCUGGAAUGUUCAGCCUUGGCACAGAAGUCUCCGCCCCCUGGAAUGUUCAGCCUUGGCACAGAAGUCUCCGCCCCCUGGAAUGUUCGGCCUUGGCACAGAUCUCCGCCCCCUGGAACGUUCGGCCCUUGGUACAGAAGUCUCCGCCCCCUGGAACGUUCGGCCUUGGCACAGAAGUCUCCGCCCCCUGGAACGUUCGGCCUUGGUGACACACACCCGGGUACAAUGGCAAUUAAAGGGUCAUUCCCCACAUCUGUGGCUUUUUAAAUUGCAAGUCGUGUCUGUGCGUA